Vespa velutina is the source of this 1619-nucleotide messenger RNA. Its product is annotated as sodium channel protein Nach-like. Gene Ontology annotation, biological process: sodium ion transmembrane transport. The record is from RefSeq and is a predicted model, not a curated record. Lineage: Eukaryota; Metazoa; Arthropoda; Insecta; Hymenoptera; Vespidae. Gene Ontology annotation, cellular component: membrane. The transcript is spliced from 5 exons. Gene Ontology annotation, molecular function: ligand-gated sodium channel activity. Bases 180 to 1550 code for a protein of 456 amino acids.
UGAAUCCAAAGGAUAAAAGGAUAGUUAGCCACGCUAGUGUACUUUCGUAAUACCAUUCUUCGACUUCGCUAAAGGCUAUUAAAGUGUUUGCAUUUAAUAGAGGAUUUGAUUUUUUGUUCUUCUCUUUCUUUCUUUCUUUCUUUUUUUUUUUUUCAUUUUUUAUUCCCUCGAAUAAAGACAUGAAGUACAAUUAUUUUCCGUCGUUAUCGCAUAUGCGAAAUAGUUUAAAGCGUAGCUCGAAGGAAUAUCUUUUAGAAAAUAGUUUACACGGUGUGCCAUACUUCGCCGAUUCUACACGUCCAAAAUGGGAGAGAGGACUAUGGUUUUUGUUAACGAUAACAUCUAUCGUAACAACGAUCGUCACGAUUAUAACAAUUUGGGGUAAGUUUCAAAAUAAUCCGACAUUGACGGAAUUGGAGACACGGGUGUCCGAAGAGGUAAUAUCUUUUCCACAAGUAUUUCUUUGCUUCGAAGGAAAUCAAUUAAAUGUUUCAGAUAAAAAUGAGAUCGAAAAAAGAUUUUACGAAAAAAUAUACGAAUGGAAGUGGGAUGAGAAGAUAAGCGAUGAAAUUAAAGAAAAGAUAUCGAAUAAAGUGACAAAUUUCUAUAAUGCCUUUAAACAAUGGACACCACAAUGUGAUGAUAUAUUAGAGAACAAUAUUGUCACAAAUAAUAGAAAUAUUCGAGGAAAGGACUUUAGGAAGGUCGUCACACCUGCUGGAGUUUGUUGCAAAUUUAAUUUCUCUAAGACCAUUUCGAUUGAGGACAUGCCAUUCAAAUUGGAAUUCAAACCCACCUUAUUUCCAUUAAAACUUUAUAUAACGGACAAGUUCGAUGUUGGACCUAAUCGUGAUAUUAUACCUCACAUAAAGCUUAGAAUACCUACAAGUAUGCAGCUUUAUGUAUUUCAUACUUAUGUAACUUCGGAUUUUCAAAUGCUUUCGGAUUAUCAAAGACAAUGUCAUUAUGGCAAUAUGGGCCGAUUGAGUUACGAUAAUUGUCGAUUGAAUUGCCUUUUGAAGGAUAUAUCAAAAAAAUGCAAUUGUUUGCCAUGGUUUUUAAAAAAAAAACAAAUCAAAGAAUGUUCACUAUCUCAAUAUUUUUGUCUGACAAAGGCAUACGACAAAUAUAUUGAUUGUAAAUGCACUUUACCUUGUAAUUUUACAGUAUAUAGAUUAAUGAAAACAGUAGAGGGCUUUGAUAAUGAUACGGAAAAUUUAUCAUCCACCGAAAUUAUUUUAAACUGGCCGGACGUUAUAUUCCGUAGAGAAGUUCGUUUUGGUUAUAUGGAUUUAGUGGUAGGCUUCGGUGGUAUUGCCGGAUUGUUUCUAGGAUAUUCCUUAUUGACAUCUUUCGAAUUAUUUUAUUAUCUGAGCUUUCGUGCAUAUUGCGGAGCCGUAUUAGAUUCGUCACGAAAAAGUCAUAAUAUUAUUAUGAUACGUUCGAAAAAAGUUAGAUUUAUUAAUAUUAAUAAUGAACAAUUUAAGCCUGAGAUUAAGUUUAUAUCAUAUAAUAAUUUUGAAAAUGAUAAAAUAUUUUAUAAAAAGUAAUUGAUCAAUUAUACAAGAGAAUAAGACAAGUAUUGUGUGUUAUCUGUAAUGCUUUUAUUUAUUAUUCAA